Piliocolobus tephrosceles (Ugandan red Colobus) is the source of this 1458-nucleotide messenger RNA. RefSeq lists its product as uncharacterized. Bases 38 to 1321 code for a protein of 427 amino acids. The transcript has 2 exons. Lineage: Eukaryota; Metazoa; Chordata; Mammalia; Primates; Cercopithecidae. The record is from RefSeq and is a predicted model, not a curated record.
UAAUGGGUACAACGGUAACAGAUACAGUUAUGAAAAGAUGUGUGAUCGCGUUGAAAGUUCAGUAUUAAAAUUAUUUUACGAAGCUUAUGUGAACAGGAAACGAAAUAAACAUAAUACAGAAGAUAUACAUGAACCCACUUUGGAUUAUACGAAACGUGUCAUAAUCAAUCAAAGAACUAGAACCAAACAUGAACCACAGUAUGAUUAUAAAAAAUAUAAAAAAGAAUAUAUGAUUGAAUUAAUUGACAUUUUAAAAGGAGUGAAUACAUAUAAAAAAAGGAGUAAUAUACAACAAACGCAGAACUGUAGAUAUUUAUAUCCAUGUAAUGUACACUAUAAAAAUGUUUUACAUUUAAAACAUAUACCAUGCUUCAAAAACACAUCUAACGAAAUAAAUAAUAAAAAAAAAAAUAGCCAUAAUUUAGAAAAAUGUGUUGAUAAUUAUAUAACUAUGCGUAAAUAUAUAAGAAAAGAAAUUUAUAAAAUAUUAAAAAUGAGUAAGCACGAUAGUAAGAUACGAAGUAUAUUAACGUUUAUGGUUAAUUAUAUACAGAUGAAUGGUUCGAGUUUUGUUAUGUCGGAUAUUAUUGUUGAUCCAACAGGACGUGAUAAAAACACGAAUAAAACUAAUGUAUACGUUACUAAAAAUGAUAAAAAUAAAAAAAAUGUAACAGUACAUGAUAAAAUUAAAAAAAAAAAAAGAGAGAGAGAGAGAGAGAGGGAGAGAGAAAAAAAAAAGCAUUUGGUAGUACAAUAUAGUACUGAAAGGAAAGAGUUUUUAUCUGGUAGUGAGUGUGAAAAAAUGUAUGUUAAUAAUGUACCUAAACAUUUACCUUUGACUAUGUUAAUUGUUAAAAACUUUGAAGAAAAACAGGAAAAGUUAAAAGGUGUUAAAAAAUACACUGUCAAUAACACUCAAGUCCAAUAUCAAGUAAAAUUAGUUGGUACAGAUAAAAAAAAAAUAAAAGAAAAUCAAAAAAUUAUAAAAAAUGAAGUUGGUUUAUUUAGUAGAAUAGAACAUAUAUACAAUAAUGUUGGAGAAGUAAAACGUAACAUAAAUUAUGACAAUAAUAUUGUAAACAGGUAUAUUCCAUUCCCAAAUAUAGCUACUAGUUAUAUUCAAAGAUGUAAUACUAGUGACUAUAUGAAAUCUUCUUUAACUGAAAUAAAAAAUAAGGAACAGGAGUUGGUUACUAUGACCAAUGGUAAUAAUAGUGACACUGGAAAAAUAGAAAAAAGUAAUAAAAAUAAUAAUAACACUUUUUUUAAUUUAAAAUAUGUAUUAAACAAAAAAAAAAAAUUUGAAUUAUAUGAAGAGUAGUAUGAAAAGCUGUACGAAGAGCUGUAUGGAGGUUAAUUAUAAAUAUAAACCACAGACGGUAAAUACAAAAAAUUGUUUUUUAGUCAAAUCGAAAAGUAAUGAUGUGAUUUAUAAAAAUAUUGAUUUAAAAAAAAAAA